CCCUGCCUGUCCGCUCCAACCCACCUCCUCGACUCCAUGCUAACCAUGUAGCUCCGAUCCACCAGACAUGUCUCUCCCCAAGCACACCUCCCCCUCUCCCUUAUCCUCCUCCCCCUCCCGGCAAUCAAUCCGCCGUCCCUCAGGAUCUCGCCCCCAGAGCAUCAUCGAUCGACCCGGCACAGCCCAGCCUGUGACCGAAAUCCCAGAAGAGCACGACGCAGCUCCAGCACCGCCAACAGCAGCUAUCCCCAUCGACCAAGAAAGACCCCACGAUACCACACCCACCUUCCAACCCUUCUUCACUCUAAUCGAAGACGUCAACUCCUCCGAAUACUUCCACCCGACCGUCCACUACAUCUUCUCCGAUGACGACACCGAUAUCGUGACCGAGGCCGCCCUGCGCUCUCUCGAAUCCGAGCACGACCUCUUCCCAUCCAACGGGAAAGGCAAGUCGAAAUCAACGCGUGAUCACACUCAGCACCGGCACGACGCAGAAGGCACAGAUGGCACAUACCCCGAGGACGACGAAUACGCCCACCAGAGAAAGGAACCCCUCCUCCCCGACCCGAUCCCCGGCAUCCGGGACAAUUAUGUGAUCCUCGAUGUCGAUUAUGCGUCUCCGGAAGUCGCGCAGAACGAGACUCUGGGCCCGAAUAAUAACGACGGCGCGGCAAGUUCUCAUGAAACCCAGGGCACAUCAUUCCCGCAGCAGCAGCAGCAGCAGCAGCAGGGGACCUCAUCUCAUAAGUUCAGUGUGACCUCCGCGCAUAGUUUAUCGCCAGCCUGGCAGGUCCUGAACACACAGAUCGAGAAGAAUAAUUCGUCCGGAGGACAGCCGCCGAACGGCGGAUUGAUGCUGAAGAUCCAAGGCACGGCAGGAUUACCCAUGACGAUGUUGGGGAAGGAUAAAGAUCGGGAGAGGAGUAGUCAGCGAUUGGAGGAUAUGAUGGAUCAAUUUGCGAAGAGACUGGCGGAACUCAGACAGGUUAUUGAGGCAGGGGAACAAACAGGGGAACUAGUCGGGGACACAGGGCUCCCUGAAGAAACAAGCACGGACAAUGGACCUGCGGUGAACCCCGAAGAGCCGAUCGAAGCCCAGACUCAGGUCGAAGGUGGUGCGGGGAACGAGAAUCACUCUGCAGAGAGAGAUGAGCUGUUAACUACAAAAUAGUCCUGGACAUGUCGGCGGGAGCACGCAUUGUGGCACCCGUCCAUGGGCGCUAGACUAAUAAAUCUACGGUUCUACAAACAUUUCAUAUAGCCGUGAAGAGAUCAAC
Molecule: messenger RNA, 1277 nt
Organism: Aspergillus ibericus CBS 121593
Lineage: Eukaryota; Fungi; Ascomycota; Eurotiomycetes; Eurotiales; Aspergillaceae
Exons: 1
Coding region: 68-1171 (367 amino acids)
Source: RefSeq, a predicted model, not a curated record